This is a messenger RNA of Salvelinus sp. IW2-2015, 1816 nucleotides long. Its product is annotated as heparan sulfate glucosamine 3-O-sulfotransferase 1. Lineage: Eukaryota; Metazoa; Chordata; Actinopteri; Salmoniformes; Salmonidae. Gene Ontology annotation, molecular function: [heparan sulfate]-glucosamine 3-sulfotransferase activity. The record is from RefSeq and is a predicted model, not a curated record.
GUGUGUGUGUGUGUGUGUGUGUGUGUGUGUGUGCGUGCGCACCCCUUGCCCUCCUUGUCCCACCCACCAUCACGCCCCCCAGUCCACCAUGCUGUGGACUGUUCCCCUAGCUCUGCUGGUUCUCCUCCUACUGCAGACCCAGCUAUGUGUCUGUCUACGGGGGCUCCGAGCAGCCGGCUCUUCCUCCUCUCGCUCUCGUAAUGCCACCCAGCAGGGCCUACCUGGAGCCAUCAUCAUCGGCGUGCGUAAAGGUGGCACCAGGGCCCUUCUAGAGAUGCUCAACCUCCAUCCGGACGUAGAGGUUGCCAAAGCUGAGGUGCACUACUUCAACGUGGAAGAGCACUUCCGGCGGGGUCUAGCGUGGUACCGUGCCCAGAUGCCCUUCACCCUGCCUGGACAGCUGACGGUGGAGAAGACCCCUGGAUACUUUGCCUGUCCCCAGGUCCCAGUGCGGGUCUGGGAGAUGAAUCCUGCUGUACGACUACUGCUGAUAGUCCGCGACCCCGCCGAGCGCCUCGUCUCCGACUAUACCCAGGUCCUUCAUAACCGUGUGACCCGCAACAAGCCCUACCAGCCUCUAGAGGAGUUGCUGCUCCGGCAGGGCCACAUCGACCCGGCCUACAAGGCUCUGCAGAGGAGCCUGUACCACCAGCACCUGGCCCGCUGGCUGGAUGUGUUCCCCAGGGAGCAGGUCCAUGUGGUGGAUGGAGAGGCCCUCAUCAGACACCCCUUCCCGGAGCUCCGCAGGGCCGAGAGAUUCCUGGACCUUCCCCCGCGCAUUGCUCCCUCCAACUUCUACUUCAACACCACUAAAGGGUUCUACUGCCUCCUCUCUGCCGGGGGACAUGACAAGUGUCUGGAUGAGUCCAAGGGGAGGCCCCACGCUCCUCUCAGCUCACAGGCCUUCAGGAAGCUGUGUGGAUACUUCAGAGAACCCAACAGGCUGUUCUUUGAGAUGGUGGGGCGCUCCUUCAGCUGGUGUUGAACUGAUUGGGACAGAGCYCAGAGAGAGGAGAUAGAGAGGGGACAUUGGAGAUAUUGGCCCGUAAUAACAAUAUUUGUCCAAAAUGUUACCUUAUUAUCAGUGUGAUAAUUCUGUCGGCUUGCUUGGUUGAUUGAUGGURCUGUGAGGCUCAGUUGGUAGAGCAUGAUGSUUWCAAUGCCAAGAUUGUGGGUUCAAMUCCCACUGGGGUCUGGUAUGGGAAGAGAAUGUAUGCACUCACAACUGUGGAUAAGAGUAUCUGCUAUAUGACUAAAAAUGAUUGGUUGGAUGUGUUUAUUGAUGGGUGAGUGGGUGGAUUAAUCAGUUUAGGGUAGAUGAGAGAUGUGAGGACUACUGCUGCACACAUAGGACUUUAGAGAUCUCUAUGUUUUAAAUGUACUGCUCAAUGAGCUUCUCCAAGCCAGGCUGAAACCCUGGGAGUAAGCAGCAUCCAAAGCAAAGACUGUAUAAGAUGACAAGCCCUCAAUGAGGGACACACAGAAUUACAUGAUGUGUAUAUUCAAUAUGGCUGCUCCACCCAUCACAGAUUAGAACCAUGACUUGAAUGCGAGACCAUUCUAGUGAUUCAAUGUUUAUGCUACGACCUGCUGGAGAACAUGAACUGAAGUGGCCGUUCUGUGAUACUGUAUACCUGGUGGUCCUAAUACUGCCUGAUCAUCACUCCUCCUGGUGCCUGUCACGUGAGCCUUUGCUUCCAGGGCUGAACACUGUCUGAUGCACAAACUGCCAUCAAAUCAAGUGGCAGAAAGGAACUACAAUAACCUGUAUCAUGAACAAUCAGGACACAUAUAUAACUCUUGAAAUACAAAAUAG